Baudoinia panamericana UAMH 10762 is the source of this 1890-nucleotide messenger RNA. RefSeq lists its product as uncharacterized. Gene Ontology annotation, molecular function: double-stranded DNA binding. The annotation marks the transcript as partial. Gene Ontology annotation, cellular component: SMC loading complex; chromatin. NCBI's taxonomy places the organism in Eukaryota, Fungi, Ascomycota, Dothideomycetes, Mycosphaerellales, Teratosphaeriaceae. Gene Ontology annotation, biological process: maintenance of mitotic sister chromatid cohesion; mitotic sister chromatid cohesion. The record is from RefSeq and is a predicted model, not a curated record. The transcript has a single exon.
CCGACACCGCCUCCAAGUGUUGACUACCAAGCAGUCUUGUUGUCGCUCGCCGAUGAGUACAUGAGUGGCGCUUAUUCCAUGAGCAGCAUGCUUGUCGCAGGCGACUACCCGGAGAAUGAGCUCGCGCAGUAUCAUCAACUUGUCAGCACUGCCAUGGGCUGUCUUGAAUCUGUACUGCAGAAUUACCGGCAGCAAGACCCUCGGAAGGAAGCACGCAUCCGUUUGCGCCUUGCAACAUUACUCUUCGACGAGACAGAGAACGCGGCGCAAGUCGAGGAAGUGCUCAGCAAGGGCAUCGCACUUUGUGAACGAAGCAGGUUGGUCGACCUCAAGUAUGCGAUGCACCACCUUUUGGUGCGACAGGCGGCGAAGACGAGCCCAAAAGCGGCCGUGAAAACGAUCGAGAUACUCAUCGCCGAGGUCGAAACACUCGGGCUUACUCAUUGGAUUUACGUCUUUCGUUUCCUGCGCGUGACUCUCGGCCUGCAGAGAAGUGAUAUCCCGGACAUUGCUAAUCUUAUCAAACACCUUGAGUCAGUCGUAUCAAAGGCGAAGUCACGAGGUGAUGUUACUGUGCAGAUCGUUGCUACCGCACUGGAGAUCAUGUUGCACCUGCGCUCCGACUCGUCCGAGAAGUUCGAGCACGUGCAAAGAGCAUUCGCUACCGCCAGGAUGCACCAGCUCAGUCCGGAAAUGCAGGCGCUGCCACAAGUCAGAGCAUUGCUUGACUGCUUAGACCUAGCAUGCGCUUUGAUGCAGUUCAGUCCUGAUCAGAUCGCGGAAAAGCUGCAAGCCAUGCAUAACAAUAUGGACGAGGCCGCGCGCGACAAGGGGUGGACUAAGGACGGCAGCUUCGUCGUACCGCUUGGCGUCGCUGCUAGUGGAGGCCUAGAGCUGGAGACUGCCGGCAUACUGACCAGCUCUUCGGAUGGCAAGGCUUCUCUCGCAUUUCAGUGGCUGCCGCGAGGUGCGGUCUACACGCUCGGCUACCUCCUGAGCGGUAUUGCUACCUCGGCGAAGCAUCCAGGCGACUCGAAAGCCGAAAGCUAUCUCAAUGAAGCCUUGAAGCUCGUAACGGUAAAGGCCGAGAAUCAAUCGCAGCCGCUCUCCGCGGUGGCGGACGCGACCAGCUGGGAGAAGGCGACAAAUGCUGCAACACGCUUGCAGCUCGUAUUUGCCCACUGCAACCGUUUCGACUGGAUAGCGGCAUCGAAAGCUCUGGAGGAGCUCGACGAGAUGUCCGCGCAGUCCGAGGUCGCCUUCGAUGACCUUACUGCCGUAACUGCCACAUACCUCAACGCCGUUUGUAAGCAAGGUCUUGGAGACAUUCCUGGUGCAUCAGAACUUUACGCAUUACCGCAGCUCAAGUUCAAGAGCAACAGCAAAGCGCCUAGUGCUCUGAAAGACAUACAGGCCACCGCAACGCUCAGUCGCAUACUUAUACUUCGCCAUGAAGGAGACGUACAGCAAGCUGACCAGCUCUUGGGCAGCGUAGAGUCGUACUGCCUAACGCACGGCAACAAGUCACUCGUAGCAGCAUACUAUAUCGUCAAGUCGCUGAACCAAGCGCCGAACAAUGCCAUUAUCAAGCUCAAGCAGUUCCUGCAAUCUGCCGUUCAAGCAGCAAAGACGGCUAGCAACCAACCGCUCAUCUGUAUAGUCAUGAACCUCAUGACACAAUCCUUCUUCAGCAACAUCAUCGGCGAUCAAGCCGUGAAAUCGGCCCGCGUAAGCCGGACCCUCGCGCUGAAGGCGAACAACCGCCUCUGGACCGCCGUCGCGGAUCGUAUGUACGCUGGAACACUCGAAUUGUCAGGCGAAGGGAAGGAUGCAGAGAACGCAAGGCGGGAUGCCAUUGAGAACAUGCAAAAGUUACCAGAGCCGCUGAAG